CUUGAACGCAUCAAAACCCGCGGCGCACAUGAGUAUGACGUCAUGCGCUCGGACCGAGCCGUGACCUGCUGCUCUGGCUAAUGCUAGGGGUCCGUACAACAGAUGUUCCGCAGAAAAUACACUAACCAAAAGUGAAACAGGAAUCGGAGCUACAUGGUUGCAGGCUUGCGGAGUUUGUCUCUAAAUAUAUUCUACUGAGGUAUCAACUCAAUGACAAGUCAUACACAUGGUUGCCUCCUGGCUUUAGCAGCAGCUUGACCCUCGUCAUCAUGGACUCUUGAAAUCUUCAGGCUUCAGCGGCUCAUCAGGUCGCUUGCGGUUGUUUUGAACCGGAGGUCACCGUUCAGACUACAACCGGUCUGACCUCCCAAGCAGAGGGAGCGAGCAGAUGGGGAACUGUUGCUGUCGCACUGAGAGUCCCUGUGGCAGUACGGAGGAAAGAAGUGGUUUGCUGAAAGAUGACUCGAAGGCUAUGGUGCCCACAGGUGAAACAUUUGUGGUGGACAACUGUGGUCCUGAAGGAGAUGAUGACAGCAGGAAAAUGCCUAAUGAGGUUUAUAUGAAGGUGCAGGAGGCUGUGCAGGUGAAGCAGAGUCCUGAGGUUGCAGACACAGAGCCCAAUAACACUCAGGAGAAUGGACCCGUGCAGAAGGUCCUACAAACAGCAACACCUUCUCCCAGCGAAGGGUCUGAACUCAAAGAAAACUCCACCAGACUACAAGAUGAAGAUAUGAAGGACCGUCCUGCAGACAGUGGACAAGCUGAACUCCUGCAAUGCACUUUAAACUCUCUUCAGAAAGAACCCGCCGCAGCUGAUUGGGAGGUUUUUACAGCAACAAAAGCGCCACCAGAAGAAGAAAAUCCAGCCUCGGCAGAGGACAAAAUCCCUGACAGUGGCUCACUUACGGCCGAGGAAGUUUGCCCUGAAAAGCAUACUGAGACAAACACAACAGAGCACAUUACAUUAGACACUACUCAUGAUGAUGAUGAUGAUGAUGAUGAAAAAGCAGACUCUAAAGUCACUAUUGAAAACUGUGCUGUAGCCGAGCCAUCGGGGGAGUGUUCUCAAAACAGUGAAGUGUUAUCUGUGCCAAACCCUCAGCUCACUGCAGCAGCUUGUCCGAUGCCAUCCAGCUGUGCGGUCAGUCAGGAGAACGACAAAGAGUCUCCGAGCUGUGCUGUGACAGAGGAUGAGAGUUCUUCAGGGUGCAAGGAGGCCGGUCCUGAAGUCAUAAACAGCCGUGAUGCCUGUGAGUGUUCUCUUGGAUCCGAACCCGCGGGACUCGACCACAGUGGUGAGGAACGAGACUCCGCCAGCUGUGUCAGGGAGCCAGAGACCACGGCUCCGGCAGACGCCAGCGAGAGCUCAAAGUCCGGUCAGGAUGCACAGCCAGAUCUUCAGUGCUCAAGCUCAAAGGAGGUCACUUCCUCUGAGGACAUCAAACAGGAUAUUGGGGAAGAAACAAAGCUGAAAGGACAGGACAAAAAUGGAGAUGUUCCCAAAGCGAAGGAGGAGGAUGAGAUGAAGGAGGAGGCGGAGGAGGAGGAGGACGAGGAGGAUGCUCCCACAGAGGCUGAGACCCAGGCUGUGAAAGAUGCUAAGACCCAGGAGGUCGCUGGAGAAGAGGAGCAGCUGACAGGGAGCACAUCCACUGACGAUGAGAAACCUGUGACCGAGAGGGAAGACUCUUCCGAAGAUGGCCUGGGGAACAGUGAAGAAGACCUGUACAGAGGAGCCGAGGAACUGUCGGCAUCACAAAAAAAUAAAUCAGAAACUACAAUUUUAAAGGUGGAGGACAGAUGCAGUCUGUCCCCGGCGGUGGACAUCCUGUCUUACAGUGAGAGAGAGUGGAAGGGAAACACUGCCAAAAGUGUUCUCAUUAGAAAGGGUUACAAAGAGAUGUCCCAGAGGUUCGUCAGCGUGAGGAGAGUGAGGGGGGACAACUACUGUGCCCUCAGAGCCACGCUGUUCCAGGUGCUCUCACACAGCACCCAGCUGCCCGCAUGGCUGCAGGAGGAGGACAUUACUAUGUUGCCGAAGCAACUUGAGGCCCGGGAGAGUCUGAUAAGUCAGUGGACGUUUCCUGGUGACUGCCUGCAGGGAGACGGGACAGGAGAUGCCAUCCUGCAGCUAAAAGGCUACAUGGAGCUUCUCCUAAAUAAGUGGCAGGCGGCAGUGGACUGCUCCUCGGCUGCGGAGCGGCAGCAGCUGUGCGAGCAAGUGUUUCAGGGAGGAGAAGAAGAGCUGGGGCUGCUGGAGGCGCUCAAGCUGCUGAUGCUGGGCAGAGUGGUGGAGCUGCACCGCUGCAUGCAGGGCGGCGGAGACGUCCCGCUCUUCUGCUGGCUGCUGUUCGCUCGGGACUCAUCCGACUGUCCGCGCUCCUUCCUCUCCAACCACCUCAGCCACAUGGGCCUCAGCGCCGGCCUGGAGCAGGUUGAGAUGUUCCUGCUGGGCUACGCCUUGCAGUGCACCAUUGAAGUUUACAGACUGUACAAGGCGGACACAGAGGAGUUUGUCACCUACUACCCAGACGACCAUAAGGACGACUGGCCGACUGUGUGCCUCGUCACAGAGGAUGAUCGCCACUACAAUGUGCCAGUUGUAGAAGCUGCAGAAGAACUACACAAGCAGCUCACCUCCAGCUGAUUGCCACUGCAGAGAAAACCUCCUGCCAUACAAACAAAACACUCCUCAGGUCAAUCAAGAUGACUCCAUUCACGCCAAUUAAAGGAAUAGUUUAACAUUUUGGGACAUUUCUUGCUGAGAGUUGGACGAGAAGAUCAAUACCACUCAUGACAUGUCUGUUAAAUGUGAAGCUACAGCAGGCAGGUGCUUAGCUUAGCUCAAAGACGGCAAAUGUGUGGACACAGCUAGCCUGGCUCUUUCCGACAGACAGUUUCUAUUCUUUGUGCUUUGCUGUCGCUUCAUAUUUAGCGUACAGACAUUAGAGUUGCAUCGAUCCAUCUGUAUCUAACUCGCAGCAAAUAUUUCCCAACAUGUCGCUCUAUUCCUUUACAAAGAAAUAUGCUGAUUUGAGACCCUGUACAAGAUGUGGUUUACACACUUUUUUGUACACACUGUACUGUAUACAGAGUUUUCUAUUUGGGUGUGUGUACAUAUGUGCAUCUGAUAUUGCGGGAUCAUCUCAGUUAUGUCCAAAAUAGUUUGCAGGGUGUCAUUUUGACUUUCAGGUUGUGGGGAGCCCAAAUUCUUUGAGCAACUUUUUUUUUUUUUUAAUUUUUUUACAUUUAUUUUCUCCGUUUCCAUUUCUGCCUAAAUGAUUUAGAUGGUUGGUGUUUACACUGGAAUUUGGGCACUUUAAUUUACGUAUUUAUUCUUUUUCAUUAAGUCGGAAAAAAGAAUCGAAACGAGUGAAUUAGUCAAAGAGGGUUUGAUGAUUUAUCAGGUUUAACGGCUCAUACCCGAUCGGAGGACUUAUAAGAUUUAUCGCAGCUUCUGUGUCAGAGGCGUGAUUUUGUGAUGGUGUGUGUGUGUGUGUUUGCAACUGUGUGUGUGUGUGUGUGUGUGUGUGUGUGUGUGUGAAACUAAAUGUGUAACAUGUUGCCUUUAACCAAGCUGUUCUGAGGGGGAAAACGUGCCAAAGUUGCUGCAAAUACUGGCAACAGUCCCAAACACCAGCCACUGGAUUCAGUAGUAAACGCUCGCUUGGUCCUCCAUGUUGCCUUAGAAAUAAUGCACAAUAAGAAUGAAUGUUGGUUAUUAGUGAUAAGAGGCCGUUGUCUUGCCCUUAUUCCAGAGCAGGUGAAGGAGAAACAUCGAUUGUGCCAUUGGCAGGAAUGUUCUGUCUGUUUUUUGGAUGGCAUUUAGAUAAAGUAAAAGUACAAUUGUUUUGUAAAAGCUCUUUCUCUUUAUGAUUUAUAUCAGCUUGUUAUAGCGUGAGCUAAUUCUUUUUGAGAACUAUAAACAUGAGUUUGAACUGAAGUUUCAGAACAUGACAUGUCUGUUUGGGGUCUCAUAGACUCCAUCUGUAAAACAUGGUUUAAUACAAUGGAUUUUCCUAAGCUCUAAAUCGCU
Messenger RNA from Cottoperca gobio, 4036 nucleotides. RefSeq names its product eukaryotic translation initiation factor 5B. The coding region runs from base 389 to 2647 and encodes 752 amino acids. The transcript is spliced from 12 exons. Gene Ontology annotation, molecular function: cysteine-type deubiquitinase activity. Lineage: Eukaryota; Metazoa; Chordata; Actinopteri; Perciformes; Bovichtidae. Gene Ontology annotation, biological process: protein linear deubiquitination. Gene Ontology annotation, cellular component: cytoplasm. The record is from RefSeq and is a predicted model, not a curated record.